Molecule: messenger RNA, 435 nt
Organism: Miscanthus lutarioriparius
Lineage: Eukaryota; Viridiplantae; Streptophyta; Magnoliopsida; Poales; Poaceae
Source: the annotation of a GenBank genome assembly
AUGUCUUUGUCACAUGAGGAUGAAUGGAAGAACUAUGUAGAAGUUGUCAAGAGUAGUAGUGUUAGGUGCUUGGAAGUUGUUGUGGAGAAGGGGUGUAGCCCAAUUGUGGUGGCUGUGGAUGAUAAUGUGGAUAUGGAGCUCAUAGAGAACCUUACCCAAGAUGAAGAGUUACAUGCAGUUGUCGUUAGAGAAGUUGAUAGGUCAUAUGACUUGACUUCGGGGCCAAGUACUUUGGAUUAUGUUUUGGAGGACGAGUACAGGUCCGAGCCUAGUAGCGAGGACAAAAGUGAUUGUUGUGAGGGAGGGUUUCUGGACGCAAUAGGAGACCCAGCUGAUGGGUCAUUGAGAAUGGAGUACAAUGAUGUUGAGUUAAGGCAAUUGAAGGCUAUCCAUGUGGAGGUACCCUCGAUACCAAAUUUCAUGGACAUUAUGUGA